GUCGCCGUCCGUGAUACACCUAGAAACCACGUUCACGGUUCCGUUCUUGUACCAACGGAAUCAAUAUUGGCACCGUAGCAGUGAUCCUUGUGAUAUUAUAUUUAGCAUGUGACUCAACCUUGCCGGUUGCCUCGUCGACCGAAUCCGAACUCCGGUCUUGCCGUGAUGGGGACCAGGUCACCAGGUGGUAGGGAGGUUUAUAAAGACAGUAGUAAACUCUCUCGAUAAUGCUUUUCCGAUUCCCUAGUCUUUCUCAUCAUCGCUCAUGCACGACCCGUCAUCCCCCCGCAAAUUAAAGAGAUAACGUCGCGUUAAGAUGCGGGCUUCCCGAGUUCUCGGCGCCAUCGCCAUGGCCGGCAGCGUGUCUGGCGCCGCUCUGAAUAAAAGACUCUGCCUGUUCCCAGAGCCGGAGCGGAGAAUCUGCUACUCGGAGCCGGGUGCGACCCCGCAGGACUUGGACGUGCGCGAGAUCAACUUCGUGGCCGAGUACCUUCGGGCAUACCAAGAAGAGAUCCUUUCGCAGGGCGGGUCGCCGUUCUGGAAGAUGCCGCUGCCCGACGCCGACAACUGCGGCGAGUGGCAGGUGACCAGCAAGGGGUCAACUUGGGUUAUGGCUAAGCUGGUUGGCGAUGAACCGGCCGGCGUGCUGUUUGCCGACAUCGCCGCCACCAUCGACGGCCUCACGCUGGAGGAUCCGACGACAGCGCUGUUGAACUGCAGCACCGCCGGCGGCCAGAUGGGCACCAUCGUCGACGAGGCCAACCCUUACUACCAGACCCAGCUGUUCGAAGGCUUCACCAACAAGGGCAUCAUCAUCAAGCUCGUCAAGAGCCCCUCGUGAGAACGUUUGCACUCGGGACUGGACAGCGCC
Messenger RNA from Chaetomium fimeti, 871 nucleotides. RefSeq lists its product as uncharacterized. The record is from RefSeq and is a predicted model, not a curated record. Lineage: Eukaryota; Fungi; Ascomycota; Sordariomycetes; Sordariales; Chaetomiaceae. The coding region runs from base 317 to 841 and encodes 174 amino acids. The transcript has 2 exons.